Messenger RNA from Rotaria sp. Silwood1, 623 nucleotides. Lineage: Eukaryota; Metazoa; Rotifera; Eurotatoria; Philodinida; Philodinidae. The record is from the annotation of a GenBank genome assembly.
AUGGACGAUGUGAAUAUGAGCGACGAUGAUAUUGAAGAAGAACCGAUUGAAGUAGCAUCAUCAACAAAAGCAUUAACAACAACGUCAUCCGAAAUUAAACAUGAACCAACAAAAGCUCGUUGUAAAGCUUGUCUUAAAACAUUUUCCGUUCAUUCUGAUGGAAAAUCAGCUGUUGAAAAACAUAUGAUUAGUAAUUCACAUAAAAAGUCUAUGAAAUUAUUCGAAAAUAAUUGUUCAUUAGUGCAAUUCAUUACUCCAGAACAUGAACUAGAUAAAAUUGCAGCAGUUGAAUGUGUACUCGUGUUUCAUGGAGUUAAACACGGUCAUAGUUACAAGUCUCAGGCAUGUACAGUUGAUUUAAUUCGAAAUGUAUUUGAAUCAUCAUUAUUGGCAAAGUCAAUUUCAUGUGGUAGAGCUAAAGCACGAUCAAUUACAUGUAACAUACUUGGUUCUUAUUUUACAAAAAGAGUUAUUGAUGAUUUAUUAAAUUCACGAUUCUAUUCAUUAUCUAUUGAUGCAUCAAACAAAGGAAAUUGCAAAAUGUUUCCAUUUACAGUUCAAUACUUUUCUGAAAUAGGUGUUAGUCGAGGACUAAUUGAGUUUAUCAGUGAUCCAAAUGAAGC